Molecule: messenger RNA, 468 nt
Organism: Lentinula edodes (shiitake mushroom)
Lineage: Eukaryota; Fungi; Basidiomycota; Agaricomycetes; Agaricales; Omphalotaceae
Exons: 3
Coding region: 1-468 (155 amino acids)
Source: RefSeq, a predicted model, not a curated record
AUGGCGACUAAGGAGCUCAAGACCUUGGAGAAGCUACAUAUGAUCAUUAAGGAUGAGGCAGCAAACCACCGAGGCAAAGAAGAUGCAGGUCUUCUAUCUACUCUCGCGAGAUUGGAGAAAGGAGAGAAGAAGCUAGCGGUCCUGGUGAAUCAAGUAUCCCAUGAGAUAGAAGUGCUAAUCGAUAAUCACGAAUUGCGUGGACAUGAAGAGGAACAAGAGGGAGAGAAGGAUCUCAUCUUGAACGUUGCGCUACAAACGGAAGUUACUCGAGCCUUAGAGAUGCGGUCAGCUUUACCUGGUAACCUAUUGGACACUGAUCUCCUGGAUCUUGAAUGGCUCGCAGAAGUGAUCGAAAACAUCCUCAACGGUGAUACAGAGAGCAAUAAAUUAGAUCUUCUCCGCCGUUUGCAGGCGGCCUCUGCCAAAACUCUUUCCCGUGCAUUGGAAUGGUUGGCUGAUGUGAUGUGA